Messenger RNA from Candida albicans SC5314, 1362 nucleotides. Its product is annotated as SCF ubiquitin ligase complex subunit. The transcript has a single exon. Gene Ontology annotation, cellular component: SCF ubiquitin ligase complex. The record is from RefSeq and is a predicted model, not a curated record. Bases 1 to 1362 code for a protein of 453 amino acids. NCBI's taxonomy places the organism in Eukaryota, Fungi, Ascomycota, Pichiomycetes, Serinales, Debaryomycetaceae. Gene Ontology annotation, biological process: SCF-dependent proteasomal ubiquitin-dependent protein catabolic process. Gene Ontology annotation, molecular function: protein binding.
AUGAGUUCUGUAAAUAACGCAGAUAUAUCCAUCAUGCUGAAUCCGACAACAUCAGACAGUCUUUCCUCAUUAGAUCAACAAGCAAUUUCAUUGUUUGAACAAGCAAUCAAAAAAGAAUCUCAAGGACUUAUGUCUGAUGCUGUUGAUUUAUACAGAAAAUCAUUUAAAAUAAAUGAACAAGUAGAUAAACUUUAUCGAUCAAUUCAUUUACCGAAUGCUUUACAUAAAUUACAAAAUGAAAGAGGUAAAAAUUAUAUCACUAAAGUAGAUGAACAUAAAGUUGCAAAAAUCAAUGUUGAUAAAUUACUUGAUAGUUUUAGACAUGUUGAAGCAGUUGCCCCUGAUCUUUUAAAUGGAGAAUUGAGUGGGUUUGAAGGUGAAAUGACUAUAAAAUUUGCCAAUAUGAAUAUAAACCAUCAUCAUCAUCAUCAUCAUCAUCAUGACAUGGUGGCAGCGGCGGUAGUAUCACCACUAGUUCAUCUACCUAACGAUAUUUGGACAUACAUUUUAGAAAUACUUAUUCAUUGUUCCCCAGAAUCAUGGUUUAAAAUGUCUACAACAUGCAAGAAAUUUGCAUAUUUAGGGUUCGGACAAUCUACAAUAUGGCGUGAAAUAUGUCAACUUAUUUAUCCUUAUCAGAAAUAUGAAGAGAAUCAAUUUUAUUUACAAAACCCAACUUUGACCAGCUCAAUAGAUGACUCGGAUCUACCAAUACCACUUAAUCAAUUACAAAUAUUACCACAAUAUAAUGAUUCUUGGAAAUUUAUGCUUCAUAAUAGACCUUUCAUCAAAUUUUUAGGAUGUUAUAUAUCGGUAGUUAAUUAUUAUAGUGAAGGGGGUAAAGCUGAAUUUUCCAAUGCAUGGUCAAACCCAGUAAAAACAAUUACAUAUUAUAGAUAUUUAAGAUUUUAUCGUGAUGGGACAGUUGUUAAAGUUUUAUCAGUACUACCACCAGAUCAAGUUGUCCCCUAUCUACUGAAACAUAAUAAGGUAUUACCGAGUUCAAUAUCUGAAUUGGGCAAGCCAAUAUUUUUACAUGAUGAAAAUAAGGAAAGUCACAAGAUAUAUUUGGGUAAAUGGACAAUUUCUUCAACUGGGGAAAUUCAUAUCAUUAUUGAAAAUGGAUCAGUGUCAUAUUUAACAUUUCAUUACUGGUUUCAAAUAAAAUCUUUGGGUCAUAUCAAUAAACAUGCAAAACUUACAUGGGUUAGAUACAAUUCAGUUAGAAAACCAACACAAACUAUAACUGCUGAUGGUGAAGAGACAAUUGAUGAUAGAGUAGGUGAAAUAAUGGAAUUUUCUAUUAGAAAUGAAAAAGCCUUUAAAUUUCUGAGAGUUAAAAGUUAUACCCACACCAAUUGA